This is a messenger RNA of Anthonomus grandis grandis, 2525 nucleotides long. Its product is annotated as MPN domain-containing protein CG4751-like. The coding region runs from base 127 to 2334 and encodes 735 amino acids. Gene Ontology annotation, biological process: double-strand break repair. Gene Ontology annotation, cellular component: BRISC complex; BRCA1-A complex. The transcript has 8 exons. Gene Ontology annotation, molecular function: metallopeptidase activity; polyubiquitin modification-dependent protein binding. NCBI's taxonomy places the organism in Eukaryota, Metazoa, Arthropoda, Insecta, Coleoptera, Curculionidae. The record is from RefSeq and is a predicted model, not a curated record.
UGUCAAAGUCACUCCUCCUGUCAAUAAACCAAAAUAAAAUAAAAAUAUAAACAAAAACUCAAAAUUGUUUGAAAUCGAAAAUUCUUGUUUAUUGGUGCAUUGUGUGCCCCCAAAAUUGAGCUAAAGAUGCAGUCUCAUCUGGCCGCAGCUCUCUUAGGGCAAAACUCUAGUGCUCCUAGUCAUUUAGAUGAUGACGAGAAUAACAGCUUUCGGGAGGAGGAUACUGAGGUGGAACCAGAAGAUUUUGAUGAGGAAACCGGGAGUGAAACUCCACCAGAAAAUCCAAUUGAAAAUGGUACAGAAAAACCUCCUGAAGUGCGCCAAGUGGUCGGAAAAGACCCCAGUAAUAGAACUGUUACUUUGCAGAUGCUUUUGUCUGCUGGCAUUUUAAAGCCUGGUGCUGGAGCUAUGACUAUUGAAUAUUUGGGUCAAAAAUUCGUUGGAGACCUUCUCGAAGACGGGAAAAUCCGAAGCCAAGAGACCGACAUUAUAUUCGCAUCUCCUAGUGCUUGGGCCAUCGCUUGUAAGCGUUUUAUUAAUCCCGAUAAAAAAUCCGGGUGCGGUUGGGCUUCUGUAAAGUACAACGGCAAGAAACUGGACGCUUAUAAGAACGUUUGGUAUAAGAAAAAAAAGGACGAGGAAAAGGAGCUAGAAAAGCAACUGGAAAAGGAGUUGGCAGCAGCAAAUACUUUAAACUUGGAGCAACUUUUGAAGACUUCUACUUCAGUGCCAGCUACUUCCAGCAGUACAACUACUACUCCCGCCAUGUUUCACAGAUUUGUUGUCAAACAUAACACUAUUACUAAUAGAACCCUUACACAUGACGCAAACACAAUGAUAGACUGCGUGCCAUUUUCAAAUCUAGGAAAAAUCCAACCGUUUUUGGUGUCUUUGCACACAAACGCCGCGAUGCUAAUGGAUUUCCACUGUCACUUGACAAAAUCCGAAGUUUCCGGUUACUUGGCCGGACAUUGGGAGGUCAAUUCUCAUAAUCUUCAAAUAACGCACGCGUUCCCGUGUAGAAACACAAAAUCGGAUCGCACUAAUGCCCCCCAAGUAGAGGCGGAAAUCGCGAAAUGUAUCGAAAAUGAAAAAUUAACUUUGGUGGGUUGGUACCAUUCUCACCCUUAUGCCGCCGCCGCGCCCACCCUUAGGGACGUAGACGCCCAGCUAGAGUAUCAAAUUAAGAUGAGAGGCACCCACGAUAACAGCUAUACACCUUGUAUUGGAAUUAUUAUAUCUCCGUAUAACUACGAAAACGUCAGUCUAGAGUCCUCCAUCAUGGCCUACUGGGUGAUUCCCCCGCCAGAAACAAAACCCAACGAAUACGGCCGGCCCAUGUUGAUGUCAUACAGUGUAGUCCAAGAUCCGUCGCUCACAUCCCAUGUAAAAACCGAAUUCAACCGAUGCAUAGACUACUACCAAAAAGAACACGACUACGUGAAUUUCAGCGAGAAGUUCCUGGGAAACACCUUCUACAUAGAAAAGUUAAAAAGCAGUUUAGUGAGUAAAUUCCCGAGGGAAGAAAGUGAGAACGAGGUAUGGCGGUUCAUAAGGGAAAGCCUCAAAUGUUCCGUCGAAGAAAAGGAGAGCAAUAGUCCCAAAACGGCCCCGUUAUUGCCCACUUUACAACCACCCACUUCCGGGUUGGGCAUGUUAAGUUCUGACAUAUCCAGUUUGUUGUUUAACGCCGGGAAGUAUUCUACUCCAAGCAGUUUGCUUGGACUACCUGAUCCGAUGGCCCACAGCACUCUGGCCGCCAACAAUAUGUUUUUACAAACGAAUUUGUUUAAGAUGCAAGAGCUUCUAAAGCCGUUUUCUUCUUCUACUGCUUCCCCUUCUUCGUCAGCAAAAACUUCCGCGAAAAGUUUUCACUAUGAACGAUCAUCCCCGUCAAAAACCUCCAAGGAAACCAAACUCCCUGCCACCGAUUUUUCCAUGGAUCUUAUGAACAAAAUGAACUUUUUAUCUCCAGAUAUGAGUUUACUGAAAAAAGACUCUUUUGCAGCGGAAUAUUUGGCUAAUCUAGCAAAGUCUUCUAAGUCGGACUUUUAUAUGCCCAAUAUAAGUAUUACUAAGACUUCAAGUCCUAGCACUGCCAGCAUUUACAACGAUUACUCUUUAAAUCUUAAACAUUCAUAUGAUGAUGAAAAGCCCGCAAAAGUCCCCAAAAUCGAUUAUAACAUGGCGGGAAUGUUGGAUUUGAGCUAUAGUAAGGCUAGCGUAAAUACGAGUACGGCUUCAGAUACCGCUAGUGAGGCCCCCACUGAUCUAAGUAUGCCCGAGAAUAGCGUGAGUGAAAGUGAGGCCCCUCUUAACUUAGCGACGGAUUAAUUCAAGUGUUUUGCUGGUAAAAGUGUCGUAGGGUAAAAUGUCUCGUGAAAAUCAUGUUUUUUUUUCACUAUGAAUUUUGUCAAAAUAAAGUAGUAAGGUAAAUAACCAAUUAUUGACAGUACAAGGGGGGUAUAUUAUGUAAUGUAAUAUUUUUUAUAUAACAUUUUGCAGUAAAAUUUUGCUACAACAUA